AUGAAUCGAAACUUCCGCGCUGCAGGUGCACGAGGCCUCUCUAUACCAGGCGGUCUGUCUUCCAACACGUCUGACAAUGGAGAUUUUCUGGAUGCCGAUGACAGCGGUGACACAUCCGAAGAAACGUCCCAUACGGAAAAUAUUCCCCUUUCUGGAGUCUCAGCCCAUCUUGGCUCCUACCAAACCAAGGAGUACAGAAGACUAUUGGAUAUCAUCGAUGAAGUGAGGAAGUAUGAUAUCGAUCAUGUCCUCCAGAUUCCACAGAUUGUGGUAUGCGGGAAUACCUCCGCUGGAAAGAGUUCCGUCCUCGAAGCUGUCAGCCACAUCAAGUUUCCGCGAGGAGACAAUGUUUGUACCCGAUACGUGACCGAAAUCUGUCUUCGGACUUCCGAUACAAUCUUUAUCAAUGUCACUAUCUCGCCGAAGUCUUCACGGCCACAGAGGGGACAGGACGACCUGAUGGCGUUCCGCGAGACCGCAGGAACAUUGGAAGAACUGCCACGACUGAUGGAUUCUGCCGAAAGGAAGAUGGGCUUGCCAAGGCACGCCCCUGGAAAGGCCACAUUCACGGAAGACUGUUUGAGAAUCGAGGUUCACGGCCCUGAUCAACCACGUCUUACUCUCAUCGAUGUUCCAGGUCUAGUGCAGACCGGGGAACAGAACCUCAGAGAAACCAUUACGGGAAUGACAGAAAAAUAUAUCAACAAUCCUCGCUCAAUUAUCCUAGCGGUUCUUGGCGCCCAUGACGAACCUGUCAAUCAGUCGAUUUUCCGCAUGGCGAGGGAUGCUGAUCCCCACGGCGUUCGCACUUUCGGAAUCAUCACGAAGCCGGACAAACCGGACCCUGGCUCGGGAUCUCAACGAAACUGGAUCAAGAUCGCUCAGAACAAAGGAGAAGGGUUUAUAUUCAAGAAAGGCUGGCAUGUACUCUUGAACAGGUCAGAGGAUGAAGUCAAGAGAAACACCUCGAGCGAGGAGAGAGACCUGAAAGAAAAGGUCUUCUUCGAGCGUCCAGACAAUCUUUGGAACGAAGUGCCGCCUGAGAACUGGGGGGCAGAGAACCUGAAAGGCCACCUUGUGCGUCUGCUCGUCGACCUCCUGCGGAGAGAAAGUUCUUCCUUGAAGCGCGAUAUCGAGGAUCGGUUAACGCCGUAUCACGAGAAACUGGACAGACUGGCAGCCAGCUUGAGAAGCAAAGAAGAAGCUGAUCAUCUCUUCCGCAAGAAGUGCCGAGACAUGCGGAAUCUCACACUGCUGGCCGUGGAAGGCAAAUUGAAUGACGGUUACUUUGAAUUACCCGACAAUGUUGACACCCUAGCCGAUGAUGCCCGCUAUCUCCGAGCACGUAUCGAAGGUGAGGAAGACCAAUUUCACCAGAAAGUCAAGAUCGAAGGUCGUACUUUCCUGUAUACAUGGAACCCGGAUGAUUCGCCGUCAGCAGAGGAGAUGAACCAGUUCCUAGAACGGGUUGCAAAGGUUCUCAAGCAUACGCGGGGCCACGAAGCAGAAGACAUCUACGAUCCUCAGCGACUCGAUCUUCUCUUCCACAAGCUCUCUCGCGACUGGCAGAAGAUUGGAGAGCGCUUGAUCGCACAAGCACACGCUCACUGCAAAACGUUCCUCGACAAACUAAUGGUCGAUGUCUUGAGUCCAGACCUUCCACACAUCGCUCGGCGCCUUUAUGGAAAAGUGGUCGCAAAACUGCUAGACGAAAGAAAGCAGCAUGCGUUGAUCGAGCUCGCCGAGCUCGAGAAGGAUCGAACGCGGCCUGCGAAGACGCGAAACGAUGCCUUUGCCGAGAAGAUCCAGCAGGAGUAUGCCAAGAAGUUACAUUCCAUGAUGACGAAAGCCCUCAGGAAAGCGGAGUCUCCACUCAUCAACAUCCCGGCACAGAUCACUGAAUUGCUUGAUCUGGAUAAUAGUAAUAAGAGGCGACUAGCUCAAGCGGCAGAUUUGCUGGCUCGGUUACAUAUUUUCUAUGACAUUGCUGCGAAUGUUUUCGUUGAUAAUGUUGUGGUGCAAGUUGUGGAACGGCAUCUUUUGAGGAAUUUCGACGAGAUCUUCGACGAGAUAUUGGAUCUGGAGAGGGCGGACCCGAAGAAAUGGGAUGCACUGCUAUUUGACCCUGAUUCUGAAGAGAGAAAAGCGGAGAUGAAGGAGCUACAAGCGGAAGCAGAUAAUUUGCAGAAAUGCUUGGAUGCGGUGGAAGAUAUUGCUUGA
Molecule: messenger RNA, 2220 nt
Organism: Hyaloscypha bicolor E
Lineage: Eukaryota; Fungi; Ascomycota; Leotiomycetes; Helotiales; Hyaloscyphaceae
Exons: 3
Coding region: 1-2220 (739 amino acids)
Cellular component (GO): membrane; microtubule; cytoplasm
Molecular function (GO): GTP binding; microtubule binding; GTPase activity
Source: RefSeq, a predicted model, not a curated record